This is a messenger RNA of Aspergillus tanneri, 288 nucleotides long. RefSeq lists its product as uncharacterized. The record is from RefSeq and is a predicted model, not a curated record. The transcript has 2 exons. Lineage: Eukaryota; Fungi; Ascomycota; Eurotiomycetes; Eurotiales; Aspergillaceae. Bases 1 to 288 code for a protein of 95 amino acids.
AUGAUAGACAUCGGGGUGGUGCUGAUGGUGUCCUUCGGUGACUUCGAUACAGAAUCACCCUUGAAAAUCGACGAUGAUUUCGACGAGGCAACUGUCAUCCCUCCCAAUGCCAAACGUCUCUUAGUUUGGGCCAAAACCCCAAUGCAGCUGGUUUUACGGCAGUCUCUGGAGACAAAGACAGAGAAGACGGCAACAAUUAUCCAGAUCACAUCCACCCUCAGUUUGAUGAUCAGGCCCAUCUGCACUGGAAGAAGCCUGGCGCCUAUCUGGUGCGGCGCUUCUUCUUAG